AUGGAAGAACUUGGAAUCCAGACCCCUGUGGUGCCUCCAUUGGCCCUUCCAAAAGCAAAAGACUGGCAGCCCCAAGAUGAACUGUUGGACAUCUACUUGAAGUUAAAAAAAUUGCAGAAAGAGUUGGAUCUCUUGAUGUUACAAGAAGACUACAUCAAAGACGAACAGCGCCACUUAAAGAGAGAGUUGGUGCGUGCACAGGAAGAGGUUAAGCGUAUCCGGUCAGUGCCAUUGGUCAUUGGCCAGUUUUUGGAGCCCAUCGACGAGAAUACCGGUAUUGUCUCGAGCACAACUGGCUCCAACUACGUGGUUCGUAUUUUGUCCACCUUAGACAGGGAGUUGUUGAAGCCUUCAUCGUCGGUUGCUUUGCACCGUCACUCCAAUGCAUUGGUGGACAUUUUGCCACCAGAAGCAGACUCGCUGAUUGCCAUUGUGGGUGAUAAUCAGAAGCCUGAUGUCACCUACGCUGACGUGGGUGGCUUGGACAUGCAGAAACAAGAAAUCAGAGAGGCUGUCGAAUUGCCUUUGACUCAAGGUGACUUGUACUCGCAAAUCGGUAUUGAUCCACCUCGUGGUGUGUUGCUCUACGGUCCACCAGGUACUGGUAAGACCAUGUUGGUGAAAGCCGUGGCUAACUCCACCACUGCCUCGUUUAUUCGUAUCAACGGUUCCGAGUUUGUACAGAAGUACUUGGGAGAAGGUCCCAGAAUGGUGAGAGAUGUGUUUAGAUUGGCUAGAGAAAACUCGCCAGCCAUCAUUUUCAUUGACGAGAUUGACGCCAUUGCUACCAAGAGAUUUGACGCCCAGACUGGUGCUGACCGUGAGGUGCAGAGAAUUUUGUUGGAAUUGCUCAACCAGAUGGAUGGUUUCGACCAGACCUCCAAUGUUAAGGUGAUUAUGGCCACCAAUAGAGCUGACACCUUAGACCCUGCAUUGUUGAGACCAGGAAGACUAGACAGAAAGAUUGAGUUCCCCUCGCUUAAGGACAGAAGAGAACGGCGGUUGAUUUUCUCUACUGUGGCUUCGAAGAUGGCUUUGGCACCCGAGGUGGAUUUGGACUCGUUGAUUGUGCGUAACGAUCCAUUGUCUGGAGCGGUCAUUGCUGCCAUCAUGCAAGAAGCCGGAUUACGUGCUGUCAGAAAGAACAGAUACAUGAUUUUGCAGAGCGAUUUGGACGAGGCCUAUGCUGCACAGGUGAAGACAGGCACCGAGCACGAUAAGUUCGACUUCUACAAGUGA
Molecule: messenger RNA, 1239 nt
Organism: Sungouiella intermedia
Lineage: Eukaryota; Fungi; Ascomycota; Pichiomycetes; Serinales; Metschnikowiaceae
Source: the annotation of a GenBank genome assembly